AUGGGCAAGUGCUGUGGGCUUCGGCCAGCCAAGAAGCUGGGCAGUCAUCGCCGAGACCAGAAAUGGCAUGACAAACAAUACAAGAAGGCACAUCUGGGUACUGCUUUGAAAGCCAACCCUUUUGGGGGAGCUUCCCAUGCCAAAGGAAUUGUCCUGGGGAAAGUUGGUGUUGAAGCUAAGCAGCCAAAUUCUGCCAUCAGGAAGUGUGUCAGAGUUCAGCUCAUCAAGAACAGAAGGAAAAUAACAGCCUUUGUUCCUCAUGAUGGUUAUCUGAACUUCACUGAGGAAAAUGAUGAAGUCCUGGUUGAUGGGUUUGGUCGAAAAGGGCAUGCUGUAAUUUCACAGCAAAAUUCUCUCUUGUACAAAUUGGGUUGUUUUAACUUUUACAUGGCUUUUCUUACUGGUCCUGUACAAGUGUGGUUUCUAAUUGGACUGUAUAUGAUUGCAGCCUCAGUUGCAGAAGAAUUUGGUUCCAUUCUGAACCACAGAAAUGAAAGCGGUAUAAAGGAAUGUCUACAUAUUAGCGACACUUUAAAAUUCAUUGAGUCAGUUCUUUAA
This is a messenger RNA of Podarcis lilfordi (Lilford's wall lizard), 558 nucleotides long. The record is from the annotation of a GenBank genome assembly. Lineage: Eukaryota; Metazoa; Chordata; Lepidosauria; Squamata; Lacertidae.